This is a messenger RNA of Acaulospora colombiana, 2829 nucleotides long. The record is from the annotation of a GenBank genome assembly. NCBI's taxonomy places the organism in Eukaryota, Fungi, Glomeromycota, Glomeromycetes, Diversisporales, Acaulosporaceae.
AUGAGCACGAAUGACUCGCAAAAUUCCUUUUUUUCAACCAUCCUCGACAAUUCGGCCCCAACUUUGGUGACCGAUCUACGUGGCCGCAUUAUAUAUCUCAACAGACCAACCUUAUGUUUAAUAGAGAGACAUUAUCAUUCCAAGAAAACGUCAACCUGUAACGUUAAGGAUUUUCCAGAACCGAGUUUUUACAAUGAUGCUCACUAUACCACAAUACUUGAGCCUUUAGAUUCCUACGAAGCUACAUCACUGCGCGAUCAUUUCAUGAACAAUAAUCAGAUAAUAAAAGAAGAAUCGGAAGAAGAUUUCAAUGUUUUGGAGGGUCAUAACGCUGGUGAUCCUGAGAAACAGGGAAAACAUAGUUGUAGUAUAGUUAAAAAAGAAAAUGAAUCGUAUCAAGAAGUCUUAUCACCUGGAAAUCUUGAUUCACUGGAAUCCACAAGCACAAAAUCUCUCGAAGAUCUUCGCUCAAAAUUACACACAUCGAGGAAUCCGGUAGUGGUCGUUGUCGACCCUUGUUCGUCCGUAGAUCCAGUGAAAAAUGUGGUCCUCAUUAGUACCAUCAGAGAUGUGACCGAUUCAAAGUUCGUGGAAUUUGUGCUUAACGAGGCCGACAAUCGAAUCACCAUCACGUAUGAUCUCACCGGAUUAAUACUUGAGGUGUCCAGAUCUUGCAAACACAUAUUGGGAUUCGAUCCAAACGAAUUAUUAGGACUCGACGGUUAUGCUUACAUUCAUCCCGAUGAUGCUACGGAGGUUCGCAUGUACCAUUCGAAGCGUGCCUCGGAACCAUACGGCACAACCCUUCAAAGACAUUGUUUUCGUCAUCAACGAAAAGACGGGACCUACUGUCUAUUAGAAAUUUGGUCGCAAGGUAUUCAAUCAAAUGGUCAAUGGACAUUCGUAGGCUUCGACAUUACAAACACAACUGAAUCCGUUCUGGAAAAUCGUGGGCUGAUACCUGACCAAGCUAUAGUUCGCCGUAAACUGUUGCAUAACGCUGAUAAUGAUACACGAAACAAGGUUGCCAAUAAUUUUGUUUCUUUUAUAUGUCAUGAACUUCGUAACCCUUUAAAUGGUAUAAUCGGUUACAUAACUUUGGUUUUGGAUACGGAAUUGACAAAACAACAACGUGAUUACGCCGAGGCCAUUUCCUCUAUAAGUAACCACAUGUGUAAUAUCAUUAAUCAAUCGCUCGACUUAUGUCAGACUCAAUCCCGUGUGUCAGCUAUAAACAAAGGGACUGAACUGAGAGUGAAGGAUAAUCUUACGUCCUUGCAAAAGAAAAAGGUUCAGGACAAUGGCAACAAUUCUGAAAUCGACGAAUCUAGUGUCGGGUGGUACGGUGACGGAGAUACUAUUAGAAAAAUUUUGUUGAAUUAUUUGACAAAUGCAAUCAAACACACAGGACCUGGCUCGGUGACAGUCAUUCUUGAGGUUGAAGAUGAUAAGUUACCUGAUGGAAAGGAUGGGUUCAUGGCAAAAUGUUCUGUGGAGGACACUGGUCCAGGUAUUCCGCAGAAGAAUCUCAAGCGACUUUUCCUUCCCUACUCGAAAUUGGUUUCUUCAUUCGGUGAAAUCAAUAAAAAUUUUAAUGAAUUUGUCGAUGGUGCAUCUAGCCGUCACCAAAAUCAGUCGCAAAGGAGCUCCGGUCUGGGUUUGAGUAUAUGUAAAGAGCUGGCUAAUAAGAUAGGCGGUAAAGUUGGCGUAGAAAGUGCGUUGGGAAAUGGUAGCAAGUUUUGGUUUACAUUUCCUAUAUACACUAGUAUGCCCGAGGAUUUUGAGGAUGAAAAUGAUUUUGGAAUAGUCGUUGAUACAUCAAACAAUGAAAUCAUUGAUAAAGAAAGGACUCUCAAGGACUUUCUGUGGAAAAAGUCAUAUUCACUCGUCGACGAUGCGUGUAAUACCUAUUGGUCAAGUGAUGAACGAAAAAAAAUAUUGAAAAGGAGAAGAACCCCUACCGCCGAUAGCAUUGCGUCGAUACGUUCCUUAUCUCCAAGCUCAUCAUCAUCGUCACGGCCAAACUCUGAGCUCACAGCUAGUGAUUUUAGCGGUCCCGGAGGUAUACGAAAAAACAAGAAGCCUGCAAAGGUAUUGAUGGUAGAGGACAAUGAGGUCAACCAGCAAAUUGCCAUAAAGUAUUUGGAAAAAAUGGGAGAGGAGGUUACGGUUGCUGCUAAUGGUGCGGAAGCAUUGGAGAAAAUGAAAAAAGAAUCCUUUGAUAUUCUAUUCGUUGACCUCCAGAUGCCGAUUAUGGAUGGAUACGCCUUGACGCGUCGGAUAAGAGAAUCGGAACGGGAAUUUUGUCAUUGUGAUCCACAAUGCUGCUCGUUACCUAGAUUCGCGUCCUCGCAUUCCAUUCCACAAGAUUUGCGCUUAACAUCAUCAUGCGCUCAUACUCUGUGUUCAACUUCUUCAUCGCAUUCUUCGUCUCCCACUGCGUCAGUCACACCAUCAUCCCUUUCAACCUCAACAUUACCAUCGCAAAUAACCGCAUCAUCGUCAUCAUUCCUUUCUUUAUCGAAUGUUUCCCCUGAUAAUUCUCAGCAUAAGCCUGAUGAAACGCCCACCACCCCAACCUCUCAUCAGCAUCAUCACCGUAAGCACCUACCUAUAGUAGCAUGCACGGGAAGUGUCCUGGACAGAGAAAAGGAUAAAUGCCGGCAAUAUGGCAUGGAUGGCUUUUUGACAAAACCAUACCGCCUGGAAGAAAUGAAACUUUGUAUUGAAGAGUUGGUGGACCUUAGCGACGACUCGGGGGUCGAUGAAAGCUGCAAUAGGCACGGUUACGAAAAAACUCAUGAACCAUUAUAUAUAACCCCUAUAUAG